GUUUAAGGGUUUUUCUCUCUUAGGGUUUCCCUUCUCUCCAAAAUUCUCAAUCGCAAAGAUCUCUUUUCAAUUGAUGCGACUUCUGCAUCCCAAUUCCUCUGACCCAGAUUCAAAGAAAUGACUAUGGAAGCUCGAGUCGGUGUAGUAGUUGAAGGAGGACAGAGGGCUCUUCACACAGCCACCGCCGUUAAUAACACCGUCGCAGACGCCGCCGGAAACAGGAAACUUUUACAGCAACAACAACCUCAAACAUGCCAACAGCAAAGUAGUAAACCGUCGCUGAAUCAGAAACAGGGCGGAUCCAUUUCUCAUCUCGUCGCCGGCGGAAUCUCCGGCGCUUUCGCUAAGACCUGCACCGCUCCUCUCGCUCGUCUCACCAUCUUGUUUCAGAUACAAGGGAUGCAAUCGGAGACUGCGAUUUUGAGUAGUCCUAGCAUUUGGCGUGAAGCGUCACGUAUUGUUAAUGAGGAAGGUUUUAGAGCUUUCUGGAAAGGAAACUUGGUUACUGUUGCUCAUCGGGUUCCUUAUUCUGCAGUUAACUUCUACGCUUAUGAAGAAUACAAUACUCUAUUUUACUCGAAUCCAGUGUUGAAGAGGUAUAAAGGAAAUGCAAGUUUGGAUGUUUUAGUGCAUUUUGUAAGUGGUGGCUUAGCUGGGAUGACAGCUGCUUCAGCUACUUACCCUCUUGAUCUUGUUAGGACACGACUUUCUGCUCAGAGAAGCUCAAUGUAUUAUCAGGGUGUUGGGCAUGCUUUCCGUACCAUUUGUAGAGAAGAGGGGUUUUGGGGUCUAUAUAAAGGACUUGGUGCAACUUUGUUGGGUGUUGGUCCGAGCCUUGCAAUCAGCUUCUCAGCAUAUAACUCUCUUAGAACAUCAUGGCUAUCUCAUAGGCCUAAUGAUUCAGAAGUUAUGGUUAGUCUUAGCUGUGGCAGUCUCUCUGGAAUUGCUUCCUCAACAGCGACAUUCCCGGUGGACCUGGUGAGAAGAAGAAUGCAGUUAGAAGGAGCUGGUGGGCGAGCUCGAGUUUAUAAAACGGGUCUCCUUGGAACAUUCAAACAUAUAUUUAAAGCAGAAGGGAUGAGAGGGCUAUACAGAGGAAUCUUACCAGAAUACUACAAAGUGGCUCCUGGUGUUGGCAUUGCCUUCAUGGCAUAUGAGAAACUGAAGAAGCUAUUAUCCCCUGUCCCGAAUUAGCAGUCUCACACGCUCUAGUGUAAGGUGCUUGAUAGAGUUUGGAGAAGAUGAAACAGAUAGUCUUUGAUGGUAGUUUUUUCUUUUUACUUUCCAGUGUAUAGUAGAUGCAGUUUAAGGUGUUAGGUUACAGCUUCUUCCUCUAUUUGCAUCGCUCGAGAUAGCAAUUUUGCCUUGGUCAAGGGCUCUUAACAUUAAUCCAAGCUCUGUGCUCGUUUAUGAAUCCUUAAUAUAUAUGUAUCAACGAUGUUUCAUUUGAGAAUUGAGAUCAUAUGCAUGACCGUGGGCUAAC
This is a messenger RNA of Eruca vesicaria subsp. sativa (arugula), 1483 nucleotides long. Lineage: Eukaryota; Viridiplantae; Streptophyta; Magnoliopsida; Brassicales; Brassicaceae. The record is from the annotation of a GenBank genome assembly.